Molecule: messenger RNA, 1441 nt
Organism: Cajanus cajan (pigeon pea)
Lineage: Eukaryota; Viridiplantae; Streptophyta; Magnoliopsida; Fabales; Fabaceae
Product: Peptidase family M48 family protein
Biological process (GO): proteolysis
Molecular function (GO): metalloendopeptidase activity
Source: RefSeq, a predicted model, not a curated record
AAACUCAUAUUCCACCCCCAAACAAGCCACUAUUCCCAACCAUAGCAAACCCGCGUCUCUUCAACUCAAUGGCGUCCACGCCUUUCUCCUCUCUCUGCCACUUCCACAAACCCUCCCUCCGCUUCCUAGCUUCGGACGCCUCCAGGUUCGGGGGCGCUUCGGCCAUCGCCUUCCCAAAGGCUCGGAGCAACCGCAGGAUCGGCAUAAUCCCCGUUUGCAGAGCAGGCUCCGCCGUCGUCUUCCGGAACCUCGACGCCGACGAGUUUCGCCACCCGCUUGAUAAGCAGAAUACGCUGAUACUGAGGGCGAUUCCGGGAUUGAACGAACUGGGAAAAGUUCUUCUAGGAACUGUAGCUGAGCAGGUUAUGCUCCUUGAAAACAUUGGGACAUCUGUCCUUGUUUCUAAAAAUCAGCUUCCUGAUCUUUACAACCUAAUGGUCGAAGCCGCAGAAAUAUUAAAUGUUGAUGCCCCUGAUCUAUAUGUUCGUCAAAGUCCUCAGCCAAAUGCAUAUACAUUAGCUAUAAGUGGUAAACGACCGUUUGUUGUCAUUCAUACUAGCCUUGUGGAGCUCCUGACAAAAGCAGAGUUGCAGGCUGUUUUGGCUCAUGAACUGGGUCACUUAAAAUGUGAUCAUGGUGUGUGGCUUACAUAUGCAAAUAUUCUAACCCUUGGAGCCUAUUCUGUACCUGGCAUUGGCGGUAUGAUAGCUCAGACUUUGGAAGAGCAGUUAUUCCGCUGGCUUCGAGCAGCUGAAUUGACUUGUGACCGAGCAGCUCUUCUGGUUGCUCAAGACCCCAAGGUGGUCAUAUCUGUCCUCAUGAAAUUAGCUGGGGGAUGUCCAUCUAUGGCUGAUCAACUAAAUGUGGAUGCAUUCCUGGAGCAAGCUCGCUCUUAUGAAAAAGCUGCUUCGAGCCCAGUUGGGUGGUAUAUAAGGAAUGCACAAACAAGGCAACUGUCACAUCCUCUACCUGUUCUACGUGCUAGUGAAAUUGAUGAAUGGUCAAGAAGUCCAGCUUAUAAAUCGCUUUUGAAACGUGGAAUUCAGACCAAAUCACUAGAACAAAAUGUCUAGCAGUGCGUGCUUGGAUUUUGUCCCAGUGCACAACAGCUCAAUACCUAUUAAAACGAUGUUCAAAUGGUCUCAGGAGGCAGUAUAUUUAUUGUAGAUCUACGGCUGCUUCAGACUUCUCUUUCUGUAAAUCUACAAAUGUGGAUUCACUAUGUUAUAUAGUCAACCUGUAAGUAUAAUUUUGAUGACAUGGAUUAUUAUUUCAUAGAAACAUUGGCUCUGGGAAGGGAAAGAAUUACAUGUAUAAUUCUAGAUCAUAAAAUUUAUCGGAAGUAGAAAACUAUUAUGCAAGUUUUAUGAUAGAAUUUUUAUUUGUAUGGUAUAUAUAUAUAUAUUUUAUAGUUAUGUUAUUGUUACGAAAUAUUUAUUAA